Molecule: messenger RNA, 1762 nt
Organism: Loxodonta africana (African savanna elephant)
Lineage: Eukaryota; Metazoa; Chordata; Mammalia; Proboscidea; Elephantidae
Gene: ATXN10
Product: ataxin 10
Exons: 12
Coding region: 28-1455 (475 amino acids)
Biological process (GO): neuron projection development
Cellular component (GO): cytosol
Source: RefSeq, a predicted model, not a curated record
CGGCCUCGGCGAGACUGCGACGGCAAGAUGGCGGCGCCCAGGCUGCCUCCGGCCCGGCUGUCCGGCGUCAUGGUGCCCGCGCCCAUCCAGGACCUGGAGGCCCUCCGCGCGCUGACCGCGCUCUUCAAGGAGCAGCGCAAUCGAGAAACAGCACCCAGGAGCAUCUUCCAGAGAGUCCUGGGUAUCUUAAAGAAGUCUUCUCAGGAUGUUGAACUGGCCUGCAGAGACCCAUCCCAAGCGGAACAUCUGGCUUCCAGCCUGCAGUUAAUAACUGAAUGCUUCCGGUGUCUCCGAAAUGCUUGCAUUGAGUGCUCUGUGAACCAGGAUUCAAUCAGGAACUUGGAUACAAUCGGUGUUGCCGUUGAUUUGAUUCUUCUGUUUCGUGAACUGCAAACGGAGCAGGAAUCCCUGUUGACAGCUUUCCGCUGCGGCCUGCAGUUUCUGGGCAACGUUGCCUCACGGAAUGAAGAAUCCCAGUCUAUUGUUUGGGCUCAUGCCUUCCCAGAACUCUUUUUUACUUGCUUAAAUCAUCACGACAAAAAGAUUGUUGCCUACUCUUCGAUGAUUAUGUUCACAACCCUCAAUCUUGAAAGAAUGAACGAACUGCAGGAAAACCUCAAUAUUGCAAUUAGUGUCAUCGAAGCACACCAAAAGCAGCCUGAAUCAGAAUGGCCGUUCCUGGUUAUUACAGACCAUUUUCUGAAAAGCCCGGAAUUGGUAAAAGCCAUGUAUGCCAAACUGACCAAUCCAGAAAGGGUGACAUUUCUAGACCUUAUGAUAGCCAAGAUGGUGGGUGAUGACCCACUGACCAAGGAUGAUAUCCCCAUGUUCCUGAGCCACGCAGAGCUGGUUGCCAGCACUUUUGUGGAUGACUGCAGGGGUGUGCUGAAGGUGACCUCGGAGCACCAGACCGAGGAUGAGGAGGUCCUGGCAAUAAUUCGGCUUCUUGACGUCCUCUGUGAAAUGACUGCCAAUCCUGAUCUGCUCGUCUAUUUGCAGGGCUUUCCUGGCUUGCUGGAAAGAGCCAUCGAUCUUCUACGACUGGUUCACGUAGCUGGAAAAGACACUACAAACCUCUUCACUGCCACGGGUUGUAUAAAAGCAGACGCUGACAUCUCAAGUGUGGCUGAUGGGUUUAAGUCCCAUCUCAUUCGUUUGAUUGGAAAUCUGUGUUACAAGAAUAGAGAAAACCAAGACAAGGUGAAUGAGCUGGAUGGCAUUCCGUUGAUCCUGGACAACUGCAGCAUUGAUGACAGUAACCCCUUUCUGACCCAGUGGGUGGUGUAUACAAUCCGAAACCUCACAGAAGACAAUAGCCAAAACCAAGAUCUGAUUGCAAAGAUGGAGGAACAGGGGCUGGCAGACCCAUCCGUUCUUAAAAAAAUGGGCUUUGAAGUUGAAAAGCGGGGUGAAAAGCUGAUCCUGAAACCUACAGGUGAAGCACCUCAGCCGUGAAUGAACACUCCACCCAAGUAUCUGAAGUUUUGGAAUCUGUUUCAUGGAUGUUUCAUGUUCUGCAGUCUGUGAAAUUCCAGGUGUUGGAAGAUGUAUAAGUAUAAGCCCAGGAACGUGUAAUCUUCUCGAUAGUAGGGUUAGAUGCAUAUAAGCUGAAAUGUGUAAGUAGACAAAUACCCUGCCGUUUUUUUGCUUUGAAAACAUUUAGCUGUCUGGUUUACCUUUGUCUCCGUGGCUACGACGUGCAUUUAAGUAAUAGAUUGUACUUACGGUGGCAGCAAAUAAUAAAGUCUUCUCUUUGAGCACA